Molecule: messenger RNA, 7139 nt
Organism: Rhinopithecus roxellana (golden snub-nosed monkey)
Lineage: Eukaryota; Metazoa; Chordata; Mammalia; Primates; Cercopithecidae
Gene: LARP1
Product: La ribonucleoprotein 1, translational regulator
Exons: 19
Coding region: 425-3622 (1065 amino acids)
Biological process (GO): positive regulation of translation; mRNA stabilization
Cellular component (GO): cytoplasmic stress granule; cytosol
Molecular function (GO): RNA cap binding
Source: RefSeq, a predicted model, not a curated record
GAUCGCGUGGUCUGCUCGGCUCGCCGCGCCUCUCCCCCGUCCGUCCAUAUUGCUGCAGCCCCCGAGCCGGGAAGCCCGGGCCGCCCCGGGGGCGGGGGGGGAGGGAGGGACGGGACUAGAAGCCUGCCGGGCUCGGGGUGGGGGCGUCUUGCGAGGAACGGGCGGGGGGGGACGCACGCCAAGGAGGCCUGGACCGCAGAGUGGGGGGCCUUCCUCCCCCCCCGCCCCGCUGGUGGGCCUCGGAUUUACGGCGUCUGCAUCUAACUGGGAGGGGGCCGCACCUCGCGUGAACCCCGACCCUUCUCCGCAGGGACUGGGGCCCGGCGCCCCGGAGGAAGGCGUCGCGGGCGCCCUGCUAGCCAAGUUCGAGGCGGGGGAGGCAGCUUCGGGCGCGCCCGGCUUCUCCGGGGGGGCGGGCGCGCAGAUGGCCACUCAGGUGGAGCCGCUCCUGCCUGGGGGCGCCCCGCUCUUGCAGGCCGAAGAGCACGGGGGGCUGGUGAGGAAGAAGCCGCCGCCGGCGCCCGAGGGCAAGGGCGAGCCCGGGGCGAACGACGUCCGCGGGGGGGAGCCGGACAGCGGCGCUCGGAGACCCCGGCCGCCCUGCGCCAAGCCGCUCAAGGAGGGCACCGGGCAGCAGGAGCGCGAGAGCCCGCGGCCGCUGCAGCUGCCCGGCGCCGAAGGCCCGGCCGUCAGCGACGGGGAGGAGGGCGGCGGCGAGCUAGGCGCUGGCGGAGGAGCUGCCGGAGCCGCGGGCGCGGGGCGCCGGGACUUCGUGGAAGCCCCCCCGCCCAAGGUGAACCCGUGGACUAAGAACGCAUUGCAGCCAGUCCUGACCACCGUGAACGGACAGUCCCCCCCAGAACACUCUGCUCCAGCCAAAGUGGUGAGGGCAGCUGUUCCUAAACAGCGCAAAGGCAGCAAGGUUGGUGACUUUGGAGAUGCAAUCAACUGGCCCACACCUGGAGAGAUAGCCCACAAGAGUGUUCAGCCACAGUCCCACAAGCCUCAGCCUGCCCGUAAACUGCCACCCAAGAAGGACAUGAAGGAACAGGAGAAAGGAGAAGGGAGUGAUAGUAAGGAGAGUCCAAAAACCAAAUCGGACGAAUCAGGGGAGGAAAAGAAUGGAGAUGAGGAUUGCCAGCGAGGCGGACAGAAGAAGAAAGGAAACAAACACAAGUGGGUUCCGUUACAAAUAGACAUGAAGCCUGAAGCACCCAGAGAGAAACUAGCUUCACGCCCCACUCGCCCGCCGGAACCUAGACACAUACCUGCCAGUCGUGGAGAUAUCAAAGGGUCUGAGUCUGCCACCUACGUGCCUGUGGCGCCCCCCACCCCAGCCUGGCAACCAGAGAUCAAACCGGAGCCUGCCUGGCACGACCAGGAUGAGACAUCGACCCAUUUUGACUACCAGUUUGGCUACCGAAAGUUUGAUGGUGUGGAGGGGCCUCGUACACCCAAGUACAUGAACAACAUCACCUACUACUUUGACAAUGUCAGCAGCACUGAGCUUUACAGCGUGGAUCAGGAACUGCUCAAAGACUACAUCAAGCGCCAGAUUGAAUACUACUUCAGCGUGGACAAUUUAGAGCGAGACUUCUUCCUGCGAAGGAAAAUGGAUGCUGAUGGUUUCCUACCCAUCACCCUUAUUGCUUCCUUCCACCGAGUGCAGGCCCUUACCACUGACAUUUCACUCAUCUUUGCGGCCCUAAAAGACAGCAAGGUGGUGGAGAUCGUUGAUGAGAAAGUUCGUAGGAGGGAAGAACCAGAAAAGUGGCCUCUUCCUGGUCCCCCAAUAGUGGAUUAUUCACAGACUGAUUUCUCCCAGCUUCUCAACUGCCCUGAAUUUGUCCCCCGUCAGCACUACCAAAAGGAGACAGAGUCAGCACCUGGCUCUCCUCGUGCAGUCACCCCAGUGCCAACCAAAACAGAGGAGGUCAGCAACCUAAAGACACUACCCAAGGGCUUGUCUGCCAGCCUGCCUGACCUGGAUUCCGAGAACUGGAUUGAAGUGAAGAAGAGGCCUCGGCCGUCCCCAGCACGGCCCAAGAAGUCAGAGGAGCCCAGAUUUGCCCACCUGACCUCUCUGCCUCAGCAGCUGCCCUCCCAGCAGCUGAUGUCCAAGGAUCAGGAUGAGCAAGAGGAACUGGAUUUUCUGUUUGACGAGGAGAUGGAGCAGAUGGAUGGGCGGAAGAACACCUUCACCGCCUGGUCUGAUGAGGAAUCUGACUAUGAGAUUGAUGACAGGGAUGUCAACAAGAUCCUCAUUGUCACCCAGACACCACAUUACAUGCGCCGGCACCCAGGGGGGGACCGCACAGGCAAUCACACCUCGCGUGCCAAGAUGAGUGCCGAGCUGGCCAAGGUCAUUAAUGAUGGCCUCUUCUACUAUGAGCAGGACCUGUGGGCUGAGAAGUUUGAACCUGAGUAUUCCCAGAUCAAGCAAGAGGUCGAGAACUUCAAAAAAGUCAAUAUGAUCAGCCGGGAGCAGUUUGACACACUGACCCCUGAGCCCCCUGUGGAUCCCAACCAGGAAGUUCCUCCUGGGCCACCUCGGUUCCAGCAAGUUCCCACGGAUGCCCUGGCCAACAAGUUGUUUGGUGCUCCUGAGCCCUCCACCAUCGCCCGCUCUCUACCAACCACUGUCCCAGAGUCACCAAACUACCGCAACACCAGGACCCCCCGUACUCCCCGGACACCACAGCUCAAAGACUCAAGCCAGACAUCACGGUUUUACCCAGUAGUGAAAGAAGGACGGACACUGGAUGCCAAGAUGCCUCGAAAAAGAAAGACAAGACACAGUUCAAACCCACCCUUGGAGAGCCAUGUGGGCUGGGUGAUGGAUUCCCGUGAGCACAGGCCCCGUACUGCUUCCAUCAGCUCCAGCCCCUCAGAAGGGACGCCUACAGUUGGCAGCUAUGGCUGUACCCCUCAGUCAUUGCCCAAGUUCCAACAUCCUUCCCAUGAACUGCUCAAGGAAAAUGGCUUCACACAACAUGUCUACCAUAAGUAUCGUAGGCGCUGCCUUAAUGAGCGGAAACGCUUGGGCAUUGGCCAGUCUCAGGAGAUGAACACACUCUUCCGCUUCUGGUCCUUCUUCCUCCGAGAUCACUUCAACAAAAAGAUGUAUGAGGAGUUCAAGCAGCUGGCUCUGGAGGACGCCAAAGAAGGCUACAGAUAUGGUUUGGAGUGCCUUUUUCGAUACUACAGUUAUGGCCUGGAAAAGAAGUUCCGGCUGGACAUAUUCAAGGAUUUUCAGGAGGAAACAGUGAAGGACUAUGAAGCUGGCCAACUGUAUGGGCUGGAGAAGUUCUGGGCCUUCUUAAAAUAUUCCAAAGCCAAAAAUUUGGACAUUGACCCCAAACUGCAAGAAUACCUCGGCAAAUUCCGACGUCUUGAAGACUUCCGAGUAGAUCCCCCCAUGGGUGAGGAGGGCAACCACAAGCGACACUCAGUGGUAGCAGGAGGUGGCGGCGGUGAGGGCAGGAAGCGGUGCCCUUCCCAGUCUUCCAGCAGGUCUGCUGCCAUGAUCAGCCAACCCCCUACACCACCCACCGGCCAGCCCGUCCGGGAAGAUGCCAAAUGGACAAGCCAGCACUCGAACACACAGACUUUGGGAAAGUGAAAAGCUCCUUAGCCCUGGGGCUUGAGGGGGGAAAGGGGUAGGGUGGGUAAGAGUCCAUGGGGGUGCCCAGUCCCAGGAGAGGGGACAAUGAAGGGACAGGCCUGGAGUUACUAGGACAGGCCUUUGUGCUGAGUAGCAAUGUGUACACCAUUUGGGCUAUCAGAGGUACCCCUGGGCAGGAGCCUCUACAUCCCCUUCCCCUUCCUCUCUCCAUGACUCUUGACAUCCUAGCUUCUUCUAAGGGGGGAGGGAAAGGGGGGAAAUUUUUAUAUAUAUAUAUACAUAUAUAUAUAUCAAGUUUUAAAUUAUUGAUAGUUCAUCUGGAUUACCAAAAUCACUCUGCAGCCCUGCCCGCGGCUAGUAGGCUGCAACCCUGGUCCCCACUCUAGCCUCCUCUUGCUCCCCCUCAAGCCAACUAUGCAGCCCACAAGAAGGCCCUGCGGGCCCCCCAUAGCCCAGCACUGUCCCAUAGAAGGCUCUGGCGGCACCUCUGGGCCCCAGGAGCAUCAGCCCCUUGAUCAUCUGGGGUUUGUCAUCACCAUGUUUUCUCCCUGCUGUCCCCACCCUGCCCUUCUGCCAUCUUCUGGGAGAAGGAAACCAAAGGAUCUAAAACUGGGGUUUGGGGGAAGGUUUUAGCCUCUCCCCACUCCCCUUGCCCCACACCCUUUACUCCCCAGCCCAGAGAGACGCUGCUUUUACCAGGAAAGACUAUUGAAAGAUGAUUUAUUUUAUUUUUCUCUGACCUUUCCAUCCUCGAGAAAAUGGGGAAAAAAAAAAAAAAAGACAAAAUCAACCAUAAAAGACCAAAAAAAAAAAAAAAAAAAUCAGAUAAACCCCCACCUAAUCCACAGAAAGUAAUGUCUUUCCCCUCCCCUUGGAAUUUUUGUUUUGUUUUUGGAAAUAAUAUUUUUUUAAAAGUUGCCUUAUUGUGGAGCGGGAAUCUGAAAUACCCAAAUGCCUGUUUUCCUCGGUGGAGUCAACCCGAAGAGCUCCCACCUUCUCUGGAUGUGCCUGGGCUUGGACUGGCUAGAAUCUUUCUCUGGACUGUUGCAUGUACAGUGCCUCCAUCCUGGAGGCAAGAGAGUUGGGAGUGGCUCGAAUCAGAGCCGUGCCCAAGAUAUCCCUGCUGUUGCAUCGUUUGAAGCUGACGUCCUGUGUCUGUACACUGCUGCCACUGUUGUGUCCUCGCUCUGCUUGCUGUUGCCUCACGCCAGGCCCCGUCCUGCCGUGACACCCUUCAUCCUACCCUUGGAACCCCAAGGCCAAGUUUGCUUCAAACUGUUGGAGAACAGAGUUGGCCUGCAUCUGGAACACACUUGUCCUCAGCUUGACCGUCUCCCCACACCCCAGAGUGGAAAGGUGAACACCUGCAGCUGAGGCUUGGAAACAUUUCUUGUGUUGCCCUGAAGAAUCUCUGAGACCUCAGGGAGGCUCUGUCUCUCUUAAAAGGUGGAGAAAGAUGCCAUUCUCUUCCUAAGGUCUGGUGGAGUCUCCCCAUCUUGCAUACCCUUCUGCAAGCCAUCCAUCUCUGCUCACUCUCCAAUUGACCCGCCUGGGAACAAGGGAUGAGGAGGAGUUGGGGGCUGGGGGGAAUCCUGCCAGUUGGUGAAGCCCUGUGGCAGGAAGGUAUAUGUGGACAUAGAGUAUACCUGAUUCUCUUCUUCAGCCACUUGACUGUUUGGGUUGGGCUGUGAAUGACAGUGGAAUGGCUGGAGUCUGCUGUUGUCAGAAGGCAGGGAGGGUGAUGAAGGACUGACCCACAUGGACUGGGAUGUGUGUCGGUUAUGGGCAUGACUGCACAUUCACUCUCGGUGGGAUCUGGGCAACACGGAGGAGUUUAUGGUCCUGUUGCUUACUUACUGCAAUGUCUUUGGCCCUCCUUUUCAACUGGUUCCUCUGUUGGGCCCAAAGGUGGGGAGUAGGAGACAGUAUCCCAGGUUGACAAGGCCUUGCCCUUUACCUUGGGCACCUUGUUAAUUUUUAGCCUGUGCCCUUCCCCACCUUUGCCCUCCCAGUGGUUGGUGUGUGGGAAGCCCAUCUCAGUUCUGUGACUUUAUGUCUCAAACCAAGGAUGAGCGUCUGGUCUCUACUAUGAUGGUGGUAUCUGAGGCCUUUCCCUGCCCAGUCUGGUGCCUGCCCCACAUUGUACCAGACACUGGAUUCCUGGACCCCCUUCUCCUUUCCUUUCUUUCCUUCAGGUCACGCAGCCCUGUACUGUAUCCAGCAUCACAGAAACCUCAGUGUUUUUCGUCUGCUGGUUUGGGGCACAAGGAAGCCUUAGGGUAUGGGGAAAGGCUGUUAUUACUUAGAGUUUACUCCCAGGCCAGGGGGCUGCCAUCUUUUUCACAGACAUCCCUGAAAGGAAGCCCCUUUGGGGCAGGGAGUCGAGGACUUCAUCUCAACAUAGGCUGGUGGUUGGUAGGGGAGCUUUUUCUUUUUUUUCUUUUCUUUUCUUUUCUUUUUUUUUUUUUUUUUUUGGUAACAUGUUAGGAGUUAAUGUUGCAAAGAGUAGUUUACAUCUUCACUUUCUGAAGACACUUGAAUUUAGGACCGAUGUAUCUGUGACAAGCAUGCCAGAAGUGGCAGGGGCCAUCAGGGCUAACCACUUCACACCCACCAUCCUCCCAUGGGGAUCCAAGACCUGAGAUAAAGCAACAGCCUGCCCAGAUCCCUCUGUUCAUCCUAUCCCUUCCAAGGUUGGUCCAUGCCAACAUAACCUCUGGGCAUCAGACAUUAGCAGUUCUGUGUGCCUCAGCCCUGUUAAGGGGAAGGUUUCUCUUUCGCCCUCUUCCUACACCUGGGAGCAAAGGCACUACCAGUAGAGAAGGGCCAUCCGGCCCUGCCCCAGCCUGGACCCCUGGGGCUCAGAGGUGCUGAGCCCCUAUGUCAAAAGUUGUUAAUUAAAUGUUUUUGUUUUGUUCCAUUGUAGCUCUUUUUUUUCCCCCCCCUUUCCUGGUGAUUGAUUUUACAAAAGAAAGUAAGCUGCUUAGAAGGCCCUGGAAGGGAAGUGAGGAGGAGGGACAAGGAAGAUGACUAGUUACGGAGGGUAGGGUUGUUUUUUGCCAAAAAAGCCUAGGUAGAGUGAUCUGAAUUAUCUGGAACCCUCCUGAAUGGAACCCCAGAGUACCUCCUGUGUGGAAGGGUCCCUGGAUUUUCCCUAACACCCACCCUCUCCCCCUUCAGCCAUGCUGAUGGCAGAGAAGAUAAGAACUUGGAGCCCAUUUCUCACUGGAGAGGAAAACUUGUCAUCUGGCUUUGCGGAGAAAGUUCCACCUUACGCUCGUAGUACAUUAUCUUUACUAUGUGCUAGGAUAUCAUAUUUAAAAGGACAAAAAAAUGUAAAAUACUUGAAUGAGCUUGUAUUAUAACAUUAAUAUUAUUGAGAGUAUCUGCUUUCCAGGCUGAAGUGAUUCAUUCAUUAUUCUAGUCCUGCUUUAGUCCUUUGUAAUUUGUGGUAAUUAUGCUUUUCUUUUUAAUACAAAAAAAUGUAUAAAAAUAAACACUUGAAAAGGCAAAA